This is a messenger RNA of Callorhinchus milii (elephant shark), 1886 nucleotides long. RefSeq names its product pyrethroid hydrolase Ces2e. Lineage: Eukaryota; Metazoa; Chordata; Chondrichthyes; Chimaeriformes; Callorhinchidae. The record is from RefSeq and is a predicted model, not a curated record. The transcript has 13 exons. The coding region runs from base 70 to 1788 and encodes 572 amino acids.
GAGAGAGAGAGAGAGAGAGAUCAGCUGCUUCCUCCAUACAGUGACAUUUGGUUCCAUUCCUGCCAUUUUAUGCUCCAUCCUCACCUCCACUGGAUACAAAGUGAGAGCUGGACUGUACAGAAGUCUUCUACCUACAGAGCGAUGGGCUGGAGAACUUGUUCAUUCAUCAUCUCUCUCAACUUGAUCAUCUUGUGGACAAUAUCUUCGGCUUCAGUCAAACCAUCACCCAUCGUUCCUGUUACUGGUGGGCUGAUACAGGGAGGAAUGGAAGAAAUUCAGAAGGUUAAGGUUUUCUUCUAUUUAGGAAUACCGUUUGCAGAGCCACCUGUGGGACCCCUGAGGUUUACCUAUCCAAAGGACCCAAAGCCAUGGAAAGGCGUCAGGAACACAACGCAACACGCUCCGAAGUGUCUGCAAGAAUUGGUUAAUGAUGAUGAUGAUGAUGACGAAUCCCCCCCACUGCGGAUCAGUGAGGACUGUCUUUAUCUUGAUGUGUACACUCCAGAGCUCAACACAGACCUGCACAAUUACAAUCCUCUCCCAGUGAUUGUGUGCAUCCACGGAGACAGAUUAAUAACAGGAAGCAGUUCUGAUUUUCAGGGCUAUCUAAUGGUCUCUCUGCACCGUGUAGUUGUGGUUUCUAUUCAGUACCGGCUGGGCAUAGCGGGCUUCCUCAGCACAGGUGACAAGUGGGCAGAAGGGAACUUCGGCAUGGUGGAUCAGCUAGCAGCCCUGCUCUGGGUACAGAAAAAUAUAGAACGCUUUGCUGGUGAUAUGGAAUCAGUUACACUGUUUGGACAAUUUUCCGGGGCCAUUAGUUCCUCGCUGUUUGCUUUAUUACCUAUGACGUCCUCCUUGUUCCACAGAGUCAUAAUUGAAGGUGGCUCUGCUCUGAUACCAGGCAUUAUCACACCAAACAAAACACAGCUCGCUCACGAAGCUUCUCAGAUAGGCAACUGCAACACAAGAAAUUCCAUGGAGAUCCUCAGUUGCCUGAGGAAUAAAACAGAAGAUGAAAUGAGAACAAUCAUCAUAAAUGUGAAUAAAAAGUAUCAGGUAAUCCCGGUCGUGAUGGAUGGGAAGGUAAUUGUUGACGAUCCCAGAAGGAUAUUGGCAGAUCGACAUUUUCGGAGGAUUUGGUAUCUGAUCGGGCUGGACACUUAUGGCGUGGUUGACCACAUUAUACAUACGUACGUUCUACCAGAAUGGCUCCAAGGAAUAUCAAAAGAAACAGCAAUGGGUUUUAUAAACAAACAUUUGACUCCGUUGUUUGGAGUGAAGUCAGCAGAGAAAAUUUUUAAGGAGUACUUCACAAAUGUGACUCAUCCUCUCUCCAUACUUGACAACCUUAUUGAAAUGACAACUGAUGCCCUUGUAAUCAUUCCAUUAAUUCAGACUGCCCAAUUUCUCAGAGAUGGUGAAUGCACUGUGUACUUCUAUGAAAUAGAGCAUACUUCACACUUCAACACUCUAUUUUCUGACCUCACAGUUUACACCAGGUUGCCAUUUGUCUUUGGAGGCAAUAUCAAACCUGAUAUAAAGACAACAUUAGGAAGCAUGGCUGGAGAGAGGAGACUUUACAAUCUCAUGAUGAAGCACUGGAUUAAUUUUGCUCUUGAUGGGGACCCAAACUCACCCGAUCUUUCCUAUUGGCCAUCGUUUGAUGCCAAAGAACAAUACAAGUUGUUCAACCUGACCAUCAGCGUAAGGCAGAGGUUCAGGCAAUACAGGAUGGACUUCUGGUCUAAAGUGAUUCCGAGAAAUGUCACAAUAAUAUUAAUAUUAUAAUCCAUUCUGUGUGUCUGGAAAAUAAAGGAAUGUUCAUGUGUUCGUUCAAUGAUGCACACGUCUGAUUUAUUUUAAUAGAGAUUGUAACUGUGACUGAA